This is a messenger RNA of Xyrichtys novacula (pearly razorfish), 18884 nucleotides long. Lineage: Eukaryota; Metazoa; Chordata; Actinopteri; Labriformes; Labridae. The record is from the annotation of a GenBank genome assembly.
UUCAGCCAAUGCAAAUAUGCACACAGUAAUUUUUUCCAACAUUGUUUUGUUUGCUUUUUUUCAGGUCAAGAAUUUUGCACACUCAGGCUGCAAGCUAAGGUCAGUUGAUGAAGGAGGCACACCAUGUACAGAUGCUACAGUCCUCUUUGCACUGGUCUUUUGUGAAUCCCUGGAUUUGUUCCAUGCCAUUCCAACUAUCUCCACUUAGUCCUUGUCUCUCCUUCAAGCUUUUCUGUCUAAUAAAGACUAAUAAGCCGACAAUUUAUUCAAGAAUUCUGGAUUGAUAUUUUUAAGAUUUUUUGGAUGCUGUUUGUUUGCGUUAGGUUAUAAUACCUUCAGGAUCUCCCCCUUGCUCAUGCCCAUAAUAUAUUCAAGUUUUGGACGGUAAACUCAGAGGACAGCUCACUUUUUAGGGUAACACCUCUUUCAUAAUCAAGUUCAUCACAAGAAUGAACUCCUAAAAGAAAUAAAUAUGGACGACACUGGAGAUAAACUGAUAUAUUGGCAACAAUGUGAUAUUGGCAUUAUAUAUCUGCAUGUUUAAUAUCGGUAUCAGCAGUUGCUGUUCACUAGACAACAUGCAUAGCAGCAUUUUUAUGGUCCCCGGUUGUUGAACAGCCUGCCAAAGAGCCUCAGGGUCGCAGAGACUGUUGAUAUGUUUGAGAAGAGGCUCAAAACUCACUUUUUUAAGCAGGCUUUUUACUAAUUGCCAUUUUAAAUUUCUCUUAUUGCAAAUGUUCAUUUUAUUCAAAGUUCUUAAUGUUUAUUUUAUGUCAUUCUAUUUAUUAUCUCUGUUCUUAGUCUUUUUCUUAAUUUUCCGUCACGUUUUUACUUCUUUUACCCCUUUUACUUAGUUGUUCAUUUAAUAUUAUUAUUUUCUUAUUCCAGUCCAUCAGGUUUUACUCUUUUCACCAUUUUUAUCUCUAUUUUUAUCUCCAGUGUUAAAGGUGGCUGUUUCCUCAUGUAAUGUCUCGGUGUCAGGCCGUGUCUCUUUAACAAUAUAUCUGAAAUUCUCACACUGUCUGCGGUCGUGUGUGUGUGUAAUGUGUAUGUGUGGGUGAGUGAGGGUGGGUGUGUGUCUUUGUGUGCGUGUGGGUCCAUGGGUGGGUGUGUGUGUGGGUGGAAGGGUUGGGUUUUUCUAUUAUUGUUGUUUUUAGCCUCUGUGAGACACUUUGAAUUGCAUUUUCUUUUGUAUGAAAAGUGCCAUAUAAAUAAAGCUGAAUUGAAUUGAAUAAGGUUAAGAAUUAUCUCUCUGCUGACUUAACAGCCGGACUGUGAUGGCCUCUUAGUGGUAAUGGUGAAAUGCAAAUACAGAGCCUUCACAUCCUAUUCAGGACAUCAUGUAGGUUAUCUCAAAUAAUGCAGAAUUUCCUUAUUCUGUGAUAUCGGGCUGCACAAAUGAUGGACUCAAAACAUCCAUCCACAGCCAAUCAGUCUUAAAAGGCUACAAUACCUCAGGACUGUAAAACAACUAUCUUAAAGCUAAAUGCAGAAACAGUAACAGGAUGAAAGUGAUACUGAGGCUAAAACAUAUCGCACUUUCCACUGAGCACUACUCUGUGCAGUUUAUGUGCACAUGAUAUUAACCAAAGUAAUUUAUUAGCAAGAACCUGGCAAUGCAAGCAGCAGUUACAGACACUGAAAUUAAAAAUAUAUAUAAAUGGUCAAUCGUGUCAGUGGUUACAAUAGCUUUAAGGUGGGGAAUGUUAAAAGCAGGGCUGUUUCUUCGGCUGCACCACUUACAUUUAACACACCAGCUAAAGGCCUUAACAGUUAAAGAAAAUAACCAAUCUGGUCAUUUAUGGUCUUGAUUUUGUUUUAUAUAAAAAGGCAUUAAUAUGAGUUUAAGUCCAUUUCAUUAACAUCAAAAAACACCUCACAGGAGCUUUACGUCUGAUAAAACAGAGGAGUGCUUGCUGCAUUUGUUCUGUCUUGGUCACUGUGAAAUUUAACUUCCUGUGCAGUCACAGAAAUAAAGUGUCACUGGUCCACAUUUUUUUACAAUAUCAUAAAGAUGCACCCAAACACCCCAGUUAAUUAAUACUUCCUUGCGACGUACUCUAGUAAAAAUGUAAAACCCAGGCGAUAGUCUAAGAUAGUGUUUGAGACAAACCCUGUUCCUCGAGUGACUUAAUUGCAUAAAGAAAGGGAAGAAGCUGCAGCACCGUGGGCGAACAGCCUAAUGUACCUAAGAGAUUAGACAGCUAUGAGCUCAACAGUCACAAGCACAGACAAACUUACACCCGAUUGUGCCCAUCCCCCUCCUUUCCAACUCGGCACUUGGUUACACAACAUAUAGGGAUUACUCUUGGUAGCAUGAGAUGAGCUGCUCGAUGAGUGGCCUUUUAUCAUGGAUGCCCCUUAGUGCUGCCAGGCAAAUAGAUGGAAGAAGUAUUGAAGGAGGGGGGGUAUUCUUGGCUCGGAUUCACCUGUUGUUAAUGUAGCAUCAUGUCUCCUCAACAGUGUGAAAAACUAGACUGCACCACACCCCAAAAAAUGUGAUUAGAGGUUUCUAGAGAUCAGAUAACUCUGCAAACACGGAUGCUACUUUAUCUCUUGCAGGUGUUGAGAUUCACUAAAGGUGGACUCUCUUUUAAGUUUGGAUUGGCUAGUAUGGGACACACUGGAGUAUAAUCUGCUAGCAUUAACUUGCUCUCUAAAAAAAGCACUCUCGACAGGGAUUAGAUUAUCAUGGCAAGGUCAGCUCAGACUCGCUCGGCCUGCCUCCCUUUAUGUCUCUCCAUCACUCUGCAUCCUGUCUUUUACUUGAUCAGUUUUUCCAUCUGCAGGCCCUUACCUCUACCUUUGUAUGGCACAAGGCAAGUUUGAACAGCUGUUUGUUUCUGUUCCACCUUAAUAAAAGUCACAUUGUGCGGAAAAAUUCACAGAUUAAAUUACCAUGAUAUGAUGAUACAGUGCUCUUCAGAGGUAAAAGCCACAGUCUUACUCAUAUGGUUUGACGUGAAACAUGAACCUUUGAUAAUCAAGCUUGGCAUAAUUUCAGGACAAAAACCUCUUUCUGGUUUUAGAAGAAGCUACUUUAUGAGGACCCAAUUAAAGUUAAUAGUACAGAUUGGUGAUCAAAUUAUCCUGGAAUAUGCUGAAACAGAUGCACAAAAUUAUCAGAUAGGGAUAUAAUAUUUAAUUGGUUGUAGGGCUGGGCGAUAAGAGAAAAAGUUUAUCAAUAUAUUUUUUUUCAUAUUAGUCGAUAUUGAUAUCACGAUAUAAAAUAUGACAUUAAACAGUGAUUAUUGGAAGCAUGUCUUUUUCAUUACAAUAAGCAACUGCAUCUGUGAGGUCUUUGUUUCUCUUGGAUGUUUUGUCGUAAGGCGUUGCGUUAAAGAAAGCAGACUGAAUGGUCGGCUGUUUCGGCUGCACAGGCACCCUGGGCUCCUUACUCCACUCAGGGUUUGUAACCUUUUACAUUGCGUGUGCUCUGCUGUGUGGCACUGCUUCAGGUGGUGAAAAAGAUUUGAGGUAUUCCCUGACUGUGCGAGAACAUGUACUCGCCAUAAUUUGCAGUGCACAUUACUCUGCUUCAUGUCCGACCUCAAAAAACCAUAAUACCUCCACACCACUGACGUUUUCAUGCCAGUGUUGUCGAUGAUGUUAUCAUCUGUUGAGCCUUCAACUGCAUUUCUGCCGAGGGUAGCACUCAUUUUCUUUUUUCCUCACCAACAGUGCUGUCAGCUUCACGUGUUAAAGUGCUAUAGUUGCGUGUAGCUGCAGCCUGCUACUAUGCAGUUGUUUGCUACUUGUUUCUAAUUCAGCAAGAUUGGUUCAGUGCGAAGCGGAUCCAGAGCAACUCUCCUUUUCAUUGGCUAUUCAUAUAGUCUACCAAAACAUGGCAGAAUGGUGGUUGUUGAAAAGCGUAUUGACCAUGUCUUAUAUUGAUAUUGAGGGAAAUUAAUUUUUGAUAUAUAUUGUGAUCGUUUAUCGCCCAGCCCUAAUUGGUUGGGCCUAUUAAUUGAGUCAAUUAAUUGUAUAUCAUUGGCCAAUACAUCAGCUGAUAUGCAUGAUGCAAGACAUGCAUGAUAUUAUUGGCAUUGUAUCAAUAGAUAUGAACAUUUAUGCUGAUAUAAUUUUCAGCCAAUGUGGUGAUGCAUAACUGGUGAUGGGGAUGUGACAACUGUAUGGAAGUAUUUUGAAAUGCUGGAGACUGAUAGCGGACACAUUCCUGAAUGUCUGUAUUUGAAAAGAAUACUUUUUGCAUUUAUGGUGUUAUCGAAUGUCUAUUUUUUGUCUGUUUCCCAAACAAAUGGACUGUAACAAGAGAGUAACAUGUCAAUUCUGCUAAAAGAGAAAUUUUGAAUUAGGACUUGGUGAUUUGGCAAAAAACGGUCACAAUAUAUUUUGUCUUAUUGUCUGAUCUUCAUUAUCACAAUUUUUUUUAUUUCUUAAAACUGCCAGUUUUAACGCAUCUGUACUAAAAACUAAAGAAACUAGAGAUUAGUUCAACAUUUGAUUAACGUGCAAAGUAAAUGAAAAAGCAAGUUAAAUAAGAUUAACUUAGAAAAAUAUAAAAAACAUUUUAACUCAACAGUACAACAAAUGAAGAUAAAUACUAAAUAACACAGUAUACUAGUUUAUAUUCCUGAGCAGUGUUUCCCCCACAUUCAUUUAGCAGAAUUAUGUGCUCCGCUACUAAAAUUUCACAUGAUCAUUUAUAUCAAUGCGCCACUAAUGAUUUCUACUCACAUUGUGUGAGCACAACAACACACAGCGUUAUUUUCGAAUUGUUUUGAGUCAUCAACGAGUGCAUCAAAUCCUGUUGGACCCUCUUCCAUUAAUGUGAAGAGUAACGUUCAAUCUUAUACACCGUCUAUAUAGCGAGUGGCACGCGUAAUGUAACGUGAACGUAACAGCGUAUCUCCUUGAGCGACAAGGGAGAUACGCUGUUACCACACACACACACACACACCUAUACAAACAAUAUCAUACACCUCUAGGUUGAAAAUAUCGGCUACUCAGAUACCAGCACAAAACACUAAUGUUCAUCCACAGUUUGAAUAAUCUGGUUAUCAGAUUUCAGUAGAUAUUGUGCAUCCCUCGAUCAAGAGUAUAAGAAAAAAAGGUACUGCGCAGGCCUAGUUUGAAAAUAUUGGCAUUUCAGAUUUUCUCAAAAAUCAAAUAUCAUGCAACCCUUCUACUAACAAUUUAAUAAAGCCAAAAUUAUGCUUACAUGUAAAUUUACACAAGCAAACUUUGAUCUGUAUGUCUGUGUGUCGUUUAUAAUGGAUGAUUUGUUUACCUUUAACUUUUCUGAUUAGCAUGAUUGCCCGUUCAUGACUUCUAUCAAAUUUCAAACAUGACAGUUGGAGAACAUAAAAUAAGGAACAGUAAUUAAGAUGAGGGCGCACUCAGAUUCAUCAGAGAAUAGGGUUUGCUCUUUCUUUUAAUGCUUAACAUCAAAUUUCUCAAAUAUCAAAGACAGCAUUAAUUUGUAGUUGAGACUGAGGUGUAGGUCCUUCCUUGCUGCCAUGAUUAAGGUAAAGGAUUGAAGGGUAAGGCGAUACCUGCUUAGCGAUUUUACCCUGGAGCAAAAGAAUGACAGCUGGCAGCAGGGUCUGGAUUAGGUUUCCCAUAGGGGUAUUGCAUCUUUAACACCACAGAUCCUUUGGAGCAGAAUGGGCCGAUAGUAACCUGACUCCCUCAGACCCAUCCAAUCUCGUCUCCCCCUGUCUCAAUGGGGCAGAGCAGAAGGGAUCUGUGAACGCCUUACUCAUCCCUCCCAUCUUCCAUCUGGACAUUUUGCCUGUGUGUAGACACCAGUUCCUGCACUGGAGACAUUCAGGGUGUGAAUAUUGUACUUUAAUUCUGAAAUAAUACCUUUAGUUAUUGUUUAUACAACUGAAUGUAGAAAGGGACAUGCUGCAGAUGUAUGUAACACCUACUAAGAUGAUGACUAAGACUUUAAUACUUUAUAAUGCCCUUCUAUUUUGCUGAAUCUGGACACCCGAUAGUUGCAAUAAUAUCACACUAAAAUUGGAAAUAUUCAAACUAUAAAAGCUUUUAUCUGCUUAUUAUUGGAUUGUUUCAGCUCUGUAAAAAUCAUUUCUCUUUCCAUAUCAUUAAACAAGAACUGAACAAAAUUUCUCUUCAGAGCUUCCCUGUGCCAUUUAGGAUCUAGUAUCCUGUUGGAUUGAAUGACAUCCCCUAUAGAACAUCAGAGCAUAAAAGGAGCAAUUUGCAAGAACUAACUUUGCAUAAAAAUCCUAUAGGUGGAUGCAAACACAACGUCAUCUCUUUCCAAAAAUUACAACCCUAUGCAGUGACAUUUUAAGGUAAUUUUUCCUGCUGCACACCUAGUGGCCUGUAAAGGUGUUUGUUUCCCCGCACAGAAGCUAUUUUAUGCAAUGCAAAAAAAAAAAAAAAAACAAGUCAGCUCAACGUUUUCAACUCUCUGAACUUUGUCAUGCUCGUUAAUGUCACUUUCCCCCCACUAACCAAAGAAACUCAUGCAGAAGGGAGCGUACAAUACAAACUUUGUCCAGAACAAUGGCGGGGGUGAACCUAAUCCUGGCAGUUACUGACUUUGACCUUACUUUGGGUCAACAUGAUUAAGACAAAAAGGCCUUUUUGAUACUGAGGUCCUAGAGACAACUUGAUGCUGUCGAUUUGAAAAUUCAGUAACAGCUUUUACACUUUAUUAUAUUACAUAUUAUUAUAUUACAUUUUAUUAUAAUUAGAGCUGCACCUACUGAGUAAAUUAACACUGAUGUUUGAAAUAAGCCAUUAACCUACAGCUGACGUGUUGUGAGUCUAUUUUUUUUUAAUAAGCUGUGAGAUUACAAACUGCUUGCUGCUUAUCUUUUACAGACUGUGUGUUACUGUCGUGCUUUUUGCACACUUUAUCACAAAAAAGUCAGUCUGUUGAGCAGGGGCUCCUUGCAGUAAGGUGCAAUGGCUUUAAGAUUUACAUCUAUGUGAUGAAGACAAAGAUGGGACACUUCAGUACGCAGAGAAACAUGGUGUAUUAUUUACUAAUGUGCCAAUAUUUGCAGAUAUUUGUUAAACUGAAUCCAUCUGUGCGUCUGUAAACAUAAUGGCUUGAUUUGACUUGCAGAAAUAUGUUGAAUACAUGGAACAGCAGGAAUACAAACAUCUAAUUAUGGUUUAUGUGAUCUGCUAACAUCACUCAUCUUGUAAUGCAUCUGCAGGAACAGCAGCGUCACUGACUUUCACCUGUUCUGAUCCACCUCUUUGUCUUCAAUUUGUCUCAUUUUAAAGCUAAAAAGACUUUAAACAUUAUAUGUUGGAGUCAACUUUUGAGUGUAACUUUUUACUAAAGCAUCUUAAACAAAGCCAAACUGCUAUUUUUUAUAUAUAUAUUUGAAUAUAACCUCUCCUCUCAGCUUGUCCACCUGAUCCUUUAUUUCUCACUACAAAGCCAUGUCUAUGUUGAUUUCACCGACCCCAGGCUGGAGAGUAUAACAGUUUUCAUCCCAUUGUCACACAGGGGGGAUCUAUCUGCCCUAAGUGGAGAUGGCCUUACCCCUCACAUCUUCCUGUCUGCUCUGUCUGCUCCCCUCCCCCCAUCCAGCAACAAGCCCCUGUCCAGACCCCAGUCUCCUGACCUAAUCUGGAUGAUUAAAUCAUUUUUCUUUAGCUCAAAUUUUGUCCCCCCGCUACUCUUGUCCAGUAGUCCUUGUGCACCCUCCCAUAUUGAUCGUCAUACUGAGGAGAUUACCCUAAUAGCUGGGAUUACCUCCCCACAUGUUGGUUGGCUACAUACACAGGGGGGAGGGGGGGAGCAUGGUGCCUGUUGUGCAUGAUGUGCAAGUGUAUGGACACAGGGUGGGAGGACUGGUGGAGGAAGAAUUAAAUAAUCUGGGCUUGUUUAUUGUGUGAAAACAUGGCAGAGCUACGGCUUCUAUCAUGUUUGCUGCUCUUAUUGUAAUCAAGAGUGUUUAAACAGUCCUUUUAAAGUCAUGGGACAGCAGCUUUUUGGCAGAGAGGCAGACAAAUAAAACCCCAAAGACCCUCUUGACACAAAUAUGCUAUUAUGCUUAUUUACUCUGCACAGUUAGGAGUUUGGAGAGGGAUGGCAUCACCAAAAAAAGCUGUUUACUUAUGAUGAAACAGUUAAAAUAACAACUUCAUAGUGCUAAUUUUAGGGCUGAUAAGUUUUUUGAGUUCAAUUAUCACACAAAAGGACCAAAACUACUGGGAUGUACAUAUUCACUGUGAGGAUUCGCUGCUUUUCUUAAUGCAAACUUUAUCUGAAUUUUAAGCUCAUGAUCGGGAAAAUCUGUCAAUAUACGAAUGUAAAUGGUAAAAAUGACAAAAUUAAAGAAAAUUAUCACUAUUUACUGACCCUUAUUACAUGUAAUGAUAACUCAAAAGUUGAAACAGAAUAGACUUUAAUAGCACUGCUGUUUACUAAUCACCCUUUCACAGCCUAAAGCCCUGACAACACAAACUAAACCUGUCCCAUCCACAUGUUUGACACCAGCUCUCUUGGACUCUUAGUUCAAUGGCAGCAGGGUGUGAGGUCUUUGUGUUUACGGCUCCUAACAAGUGCGUGAGUUUAAGUGGCUGAAAUCAAGAUGUUUUAUCCGCAAAGAAGCAGAAAGAGAGAGAGAAACGGAGGGAGACUGAAGGCCAUUCAGACAGUGCAGAGAAAAGGAAUUCCGUUAAUCCGCCGCUGAUCCGGUACAAUGGCAGCCUUGUUGUCUGUCCCGUUUGCACUCACUUACCACAAGUUUGCGUGCUUUUAAACUGUGCACCGACAACCGGCAGUCAGCUGUGCCAAACCCGCAUUUGAAACCGUAUCAUGACCCCAAAUUUAGGUAGUGAUACUGAGAAGGUGGGACGCUCGCGCAGGGGGGACUUGUGACAAUUGCUCGUAGCAGUCUUCCCUACUCACGACUUGGCCGAGUGUUUCACUCCAUCUGACAUCCCUAUUUGCGAAUAACUAACCACUCUUUAGGGCUGGAGUUAACUUUCACCCACAAAAACUCACUUAAAGAGCCCCCACGCGUGUACAAACUGACUCAGCAUCCCGUUUCCUCUCUCUUUUGUUAGUUAACCGUCAUUUCGCUUCACUCUUACCUCACAGGGGUGAACGUUAGGCGGCAGGUCGCUCCUGAAGGAAUCCCAUCACCAGCGACAAAAAGGCGAAAAAACUGCCGAGCUCGAUUCAAAACAUGCACGCUUCUCAUGUAAUCCUUCAGACGAGUGUUAAUCUUUGUCCUACCGGGUUGAACUUCGGUGUCUCUCAAUCACAGCGGUGCACCUGAACCGCAGUCCAGUCCAGUCCUCCUACUCCUCCUCCUCCGCAGCAGCAGCAGCCGUCGUUGUUGGGGACAUAAGUGACGCGAGAGAUAACGUUAUAACGUUAAUAACGAGGCCGAGUGAUCCCUGCGACGCUGCCCCAUUCAUCACUGCUGAGCAGAAAGGAGUGAAAAGGCGCGGGAUAUUUAUGUUCGGUUUACUCGAGUUUACUCAGGGAUACGUGAUUAAUAAGAAGGUAAACGUUAUCUAAUAGGCUAACAGCCUCUAACUUGUGGUCUUUAAGGGCAUAUCAAACCUGCAGCCUCAUAAGAUAUUACACUGAUUCAAAGUUCAUUAUAAGAUAAGAAAAAAAACUUAUUGAUUUAUCAAUACCAUAAGCUUUGUCAAUAAUGAUUAAGACUUAAAGCUCCUGUGAGGAUUUUUUUUUAUUUUACAUAGUAAAAAAAUAGACUUAAAGCUCCUGUGAGGAUUUUUCUAUUUUACAUGGAUAAAAAUGGACUUAAAGCUCCUCUGAAGAUUUUUUAUUUUACAUAGAUAAAAAUAGACUAAAGUUCCUGUAAUUUUUUUGUUUGUUAUUAUCAUUAUUAUUUAGUUUUUGUUUACAUAGAUUAAAAAAAGAGGACGCUCAUGUGGGGAGUUUUUAAACACAUCAACAAAAAAUAGACAUAAAGCUCCUGUAAGUUAUUAUUGACAUAAAACAAAAAUAGACUUGAAACUCCAGUGAGGAUUUUUUGUUUGUUUGUUUGUUUUCACAUAAAAGAAAUAAACUCAAAGCUCCUAUGGGAAGUAAUUUUUUUAUUUUGACAUCAAAGAAAUAAUCUUAAAGCUCCUAUAAGGAUUUUUUUUUUUUACAAUAAUGAAAUAAACAGUACUUUAAGCUUUUCACAUAAAUCAAAACAUUUAAAGUUGUUGUGGGUAUUUUUUUCCCCUCGUAAGACUAAUAAAGGAGUAUCUUAUCUCUCUUUUUUUACAAAAAUAAAAUAGACUAAAAGGUAAUUUCAUGAUUUUUUACAUAAUAUAAUCUGAAAAUAAAAAUAGGAUGAAUCUAUUCACAGCCUACAAAAUCACCAUGUAGAGUCAGUGAGAGAGUGAGUUAACAAUUAAGCAAUUAUGUGACUUCUAUGUAAUCCCUGAUUGGUAGAAGUGGUGACGUUACAGCUCUCCCCAUGUUAUAAAUAUCCCUGGUCUCCCCUAUUUCCUAAUUUCUCCUGCUCGAUGGAGAAAUCAGGUUUAAUUUUCUCACCCUUGUAGAAUUGUGUUUGACCCCUCAGUAGUUAUUUGUAGCUCAGCACUGCUGAUGAUUUAGUAUCUUUAAGCUUACUAUAUUUAUCUUACUAGUGUAAGUCUGCUUCACUUUUCUAGUAAAUCCAAGUACUAAUAUGGGCUUUUUUGCUUAAAAGCUUCUCCCCUCAUGGUGUCUCCACAGGCUCACGCUGCCUCAUUGUCAGGUCGGACAUUUGUCACCAGAGGGCUCCCUUUAACCGAGGAUCACAGGGUGUAGUGGAGGGAGCUGUUUCAGGCCUCCUCUGGUUUUUGAUACAGUUAAGUACUGUCGUCUUGCUGCACAAAGGGUAGCAACAAAGUCCUGCUGUCACUCUUUAUUCAUUCUCCUGGCAAACCUCUUUAUCUACUCUGGAAACUGCUGAGAAAUGCACAUAUAACAUGGAUGUUGGCAGCGUCAGUUUUGUCUUUCUUUGACUAGACAGCACGAAAUUACAGCUUUCUCAUAGUAAUUUCUAAAAUAAGAUUAAUACUAGGUCUUACCAUUUUGCAAAAUCCCAGUGAUCUAAUAAUAUUACAUGAAAACUUGUGUUUAAUAGUCAUUACACAGUCUUUUAGGUUGGGUUAGAUGAGCAGUGUUUUGAAAGUUAUGAAUUUCUUUUUCUAAAUUAAAUGUGGAUUUGUGCAUAAAAGUGAUCAACAGUGCCUCUAAUUUCAUGCAACUUUAAUAAAAACACAUUAAAAUAAAACAGCAACACAGUAGUGUUGGGGGAGGGGCCCUUAUGUCUUAAAAAUCACAGUGAAAAGUGCCCUCAGAUACUCCUGACAUACAUAAAACUGCAUAAAAUCUCGGCUGCACUUUCUGUGGAAAAUGCCUGAAAAACAGCUCAUUUAGCUGCUCUUCCACAGGAUGAAACAUGAAAGAGUGUCCUUUGCCUGUCAUUCCACUUUAUUAAAUAUAAUAAAGUGAUAGCUGGAUAUCUUUCCUGUAUGAAAAAAUACAAAUAGCGCCCUCUGCAUGCCCUUCCAGUAAAAAUGUAAAUAGUGUUCCCAGGAUGCCCUCCCUGUAAAAUUUAUGUAGAUAAGGGGAACUUUUCUUUGUGGAUAAGUAUCCAAACAGAUGCCUAGAUGCCUUUCCUGAACAUGGCCGCCUGGAUACUGAAGUUAAGACUAAAAAGUGCCUUCUCUUGUUGGCUUUCCAGUAUAUCUUUUACAAAAGACAGAUACCUGGAUGUAUUUCCUGUGUAUAAAAUGUAGAGAGAAUGCUUUUCAGAUGUCUGUUGAGCAUAAAAAGUGUAAAAGGUCCCCCAUGGUUGCCCUUUCAGUAAAUUAGGGUUUAAAAGUAUCCUCUGGAGGACUGUCUGAUAAAUGUAGAACACAAAAGUGCCUUCUGGAUGCCCUUCCUGUAUAUAAAAUGUAUUAAAAUGCCCUCUGGGUGUACAUCGAGUAAAAUCGAUGGAAUUAAAUCCCCCCUUGUUGCCUAUACUUUUAAACAAAAAGUGCCACCUGGAUCCCCUACGUGUAUAUUAAACCUCUCUCUGGAUCUGGUCCAUAUCAAGUGGUUUUUCUGUUUCACUUGAAAAAUUGAGCAAUUUCAGAUUUAAAAGUCCAGUUGAAAUUUUUUGCAUUUAAGAUAAACGCUCUACAGAAGUAACUAGAGCUCAGUGCUGCAUUAAAAAAGUGACAGGAUUAACCUGACAACUGCUCUCACUUGUUUUAUUAUAUAAAUAAACAUAUUCUUAUUAAGGACCUCUAUUCUGGGCCUUUUGUGGCUGUUCAUGAAAAACUGCUGCAGUUUUCUCCUGACUGUGUUAAUGGUCCUGAAGUAAACAUAAAUCUGUUGGCACAGAGGACGAAAGAUGUUUCUGCCAUGACAACAUAAACACUGUAGGAACACUGCAUGUUUUGUUCUGUUAGUUAUGAAAAUGGCUCAGCAUAGACAGAUUAGCAUUAAUCAGCUCCUCUACUCUUCCGCCUAUUCCCCGAUAAUCUGAUUUAGUCAUUCACUGCUGAUGUGUUUUCCACUAUCAACCAUUUAUAAUGAAGAGUCAUCUGUGCUCCUCAGUCAAAUCUGAAAGCAGCUUCCCUGACACUAACAUAGACAGAACUUGAUGUAUUUUUAUCUUUCUGCAAGAUUUUUUCUUGACUUUAAGGUCUAAGUGUUUUUAAAACCUUUCUCAUGGUUAAGAGAGGCAUAAAUGUGGACUGAAGAGAGAAAAUGCCCCUACUACAAAUGCAUGGGUAUAUAUAAGAAGUUAAAUUAUGAACUUUGGCAAUCUUUCAACAUUCUGACCUGGAUACACUGUUUUAGUAAGACAGAAAAAUGCAUUUUACAAUAAAUCUGAAAAAUUAUUGGUUCAAUUUGGAGGAUUUGACUUUUGGAUGGAAACUGCUAAAUAAAAUAAACUCAGUUAAGGUAGCAAAAUACAUAAAAAUUUGUGAUUUAUGUUCACGAUGCAGUGUUCGGAAAAAAAGCAAAAGAUGUGAGAGUUCAGUUAGCAGUUUAAGUGAGUAUGAGAUGACACAUGCACAGAUAGUUCACCUGUUUUUGUCAAAAUCCUCUAAAUUUGCCUUGCCGGUGUUCAUAUGCUAAUCCAGUAAAACUGGAGGACAAGUUUCAAAAAAUUAAAACUCAGGAUCUUAGCAUUUGCACUUUGCUGAAAUGAGGGGUUUCCAGACUGAUUAUGCAGAGUGAGAAUCUGCACAGGGUGGAGCAUGAAUCUGGGAUGAGUGACAUCUACCUCACUGUCACUGUCCGCCUCUGAACUAACUCCAUAGUGCAGUCGGUCAUCUGGCUCCAAGAAAACUUAAUGCUUGCUGAAAAUUUAAGUCCUCAAUGAGAAUCAGGUAAGAUUUUAUUUUUGUAAACAGCUGUGGACAAUCUAUAGAGUCUUAAGGCAUUUGGAGCGCAGUCAAGCGUCAGAUCAGAAAACCGAAAAAGGAAUAUACUGAGUGAUUUUAUUGCAAUGCUAUAUGUGUAUUUGAAUUUUUUUUAUUUCCAUAUUUUUUUUAUUUUUUUAACAGGGGCAAAUGCAUGAGAAAUUGCUCCCUAAUGCAAACAAAGUAUGCGCGAUGCAAACAGGUUUGUAGCCAUGUCUAAUGUGCAACCGCUCUGCUUGCAAGAUAAAACAGAAAUUACAGCGUAUGGAGUUUUAAAAAAAGAUGGCGACACAAACAAUGACCACUUUUUUGAAGUAUGCAUGAGGUGCAAUUAUGUUUGUAUGUGUUUUUAAACUGCGCAGAUAGUGCACACAGACUGGCUGUUAUAUAUAUUUUUAUCCUCUUACUCAGAAAGUGAAUGACCAAAUGUUGGCCUUUGAUUUGCAGCCAAACAGUUUCCAUUUUCUGCACCUUUACUUCUGAUUCAGCUACUUUAUUUAUUUACUAGCUGACAGAGUAUUUCUUGUAUAAUAUUACCUUAUAGAUGUGAUUGUUGUUUGUUUGACUCUGAGAGGCUGUGCAAAAAGAUAAGUGGGAAAAUAUAAACGUAUUGCGCGCAUUAAUGCUGUCACAGUAUAUGAUUUUUACCUCAUGAUUACUGUGACCUUGUUAUCUAAGUAAUUAUGGAAAACUUGACAAUAAAAAAAAACUCAACAAGUAUUAGUGAGGAAAGGCAAGGCGAGGGUGGAGCAACACUUUGCUAAUGAGAGCAAUUAACUUACAGUCAUCAUUCAUUUCUGAUGAUGUUCAGAUUUAUAAUUAAUCCACAUCUCUAGCCCUGUGACUGGAACUUCUUUGGAGAAGACAGCAUCUCGUGAAAUGAUUGUUUGUCACGCUUUUCUUUUGAUAUUUUUGUCCAUCCUGCAUUUAGGCUGCUUUCUCUUUUGUUGCAAAAAUAUGCUUUUAUUUCAAGUUGGCUACUUUUAGUAGAUGGUAAGAAACAGAAUUGAAUGAAAACAGUUUAAAAAAAAUUAGAAAGUGUAUAAUUCAUUAGUAACCUGAACAGGCAGGAGCUCUAAUGUUGUUUUCAGAUUCAAAAUAAAUCUCUGAAUUUCAGAUUUUUGGUGACUAAGCAGCUGUUGCUCCUUCUCCUUGUAUCCUCUGAUGUAUGACUGCUUCAGGGACCCUUACUUUGAACUCAUGGUAUUACCAUAGACUUGUUUUUAGCAGGAUAUUAAUGUUUCAUUUUAGCAGUUAUUGUUAAUACCAGUACUUUGAGACAGCUGCAGGCUACAGAAACUCAUGCGCUGUCUGUCCUGGGAAACUCCCUGAACCCCAACAGAAUAAGAACAGAUGUGUAAAAAAAACAAAGCGGUCAUGUUGUUCAUAGUAAAGGUACAAAGCUGUAAAGUUGUCGGUGUUUUCAUCUUUGUUGGUAAGCCCCUCGUUGACAAGUUUGUCAAUUGUUUUGGUAGCUGAUGUAAUAGGUCAACCAGUGGUGUAGUCUACAUGAUACGCAGGUAUACACUGUAUACCCAUUAGAAAAGUACGCAAAUUUCCAUAAGCCCAUGAGAAAAUGUGCAAAGGUACAUAACAACCAGAGUUCUGACAACAACUGCACAGCUAUUUGCAGUAACUUGUUACUUUUUCAUUUUCAUAACAUCUUCAGUUAAGGUAAUUUUGAAGGACCAGACCCUCUACCUAUACAGCCAUAGCACUGGCGCUAUGUUUUCUAUGCCCUAAGUGUUAUCACUGUAACACCGUCAAAAUUUGUCUGAUCAGAAAAAUUUCAAUGGUGUUGGAAAUCUGAAAGCUGUGGGCAUGUGCAUAUACAAUUUACUACGGUAGUCAUAACCAUAUGAGGUAGGCUUUCAUUGCAAUACACAGGAAGUAUCAGCGGAGCGCUACACAGCUUCUUGACCCCUUCGACCCUAAGCAUAUUUUAAGGAAAAAAAACGCUUAAAAGACAUACCCAAAGUAAAUUAGGAAUUACAACACUUUACUAAAGGUUAUAUGCAUGUUCUUGGUGUCCUUGGACAUCUAGAGACUUCAGAGAAUGUGUUCCAAGUGUCAGAAGUGUUUUAUCUGUCAUUAUGCCUGAGUAAAUUGGAAUAAAUCCGAGGAAAAGUUAUGUUUUUUUUUUAUCCUUGCCAAAAUGUUUUCUUUUUUUGACAGGGGAAAACACAAUGCUGGCAAUGAUUCCAGGCCCCCAGAUGCCAUUGAUUAGCUUCAUCCACUCCUUGACCACAAAUGUACCAAAUUUGAUAGAAUUUGGGCAAACAGUAAAGCCUACAUGAAGGUUUUUGUAAGGGUACACCCAGGCGAGGACUCAGUUUGGCACAAUUUGGCACACUUUGUGAGAAAAUGUACCAAAUGGAUUAUUUUCUACCUCUGAUGAGAACUGGCUCCAAAUUACUAUUUAUUUCCAUAAGACUAGUCUCCUACUACCUAUUGGAGCUUUUAAAUAUGAACUUUACCUUUUGCCUCAUCAAUUUCUACCAUUCUGCACAAUAUAUUUGUUUAUAUGUAAUACAGAAUAGUGAAAAAUAACAGGAACUUCUACAUUUCUUUCUUCACAGGGAGUAUUUUUAUUUGAAAAAAGUGCAAAAAGAGAAACAAACAUUCUGUGCAAACAAUUUAAAAUAAAAAGUAAAAGUGCAACAAAUAUUGUAAAUUAAAAACAAUAUAUAACAAUAUAAAAUACAGCAAACACAGGUAGAGUAAAUUAAAUGUAAUGAAUACAUAUAAAUGCAUAAUUGUGCCUCACUCCCCUCCUCUUGGUGGCUGUGAAAAUGGUGAUCAAUUACUAUAGAGAACAAAAAUAAAUAACAUUUGUACAUUUCACUGAAGGACACAAAAGUUGUGGAUAUAUGUGAACUUAUUCACUAAAUUGAGUAGUCAUGACCUCUACUAUAUUUUGUUUGCAUUCAUAUGUACUUCUUUUUUUUUUGUCAUAAAGAAUAUAUUCGAAGACAGAUCAAAUGCAGUAUCUGCAAGCAAAGUAAGCCCAAAAUAAACAGAUAUAGUGAAACUGCAGUAAUAUUCAAUGCUAUUGGAUUGCCAUACUUACUACAGUGUUUACAAUUUUAUGACAAAGGUGUUCCAUGCAUAUCAAUUUACACAACACGGCCUUAUAGAUAAAUGCAAAUACUUACUAGUAAACUGGGUCCUCGGAGCCGACGCCAUUACUGAGUCAGACGAGUCCUGAAAUUCACCGUUUGAGCCCUGCUGAAUUUCUAAUAAAAUGUCCGCCAUAUCCCUCUAAGAGUUGAAUGUUUCUUUUCCUGGUUGAAAAGUACUCAAGAGAAGUUUUAUAAGUGGUGGAGAAAGUUUACGGGGGGUUACUUCUUUCCAUAGUGAAGGCAAUCCGUCAGUUGAUUUUUGCCUGGUGUUUGUAAAGUGGAACGAGGACUGUAGUCCAGUUAAACCAAGCUUUGACCACAGCUCAACUUCACUGUGCAUGUGGUUGUUCUGACUGAAGAUAAACUUCAGUUAACCCCAUUUCUUCUCCUCACUUCUCUUUCACUUAUUUCUUAAAGACUGGUGCAAUGACUUCACCAAGAGUUUUCAGAAAACAAUUAUAACAUGACAUGGCAUACUUAAAUUCAGUUCAUUGUCUCUUUAUUCUGUUUUCAUUCUCACCUGCCAAAAAAAAAUGGACAUUGACCAACUAGUUAUUGACUUGUAUAACUCACAGAAAAAUUAGAAAAUAAGCCAGUCCAAGGAGUUAUUGCAAAAUGCAUCAGUAAUCUGUCAAUGCAUUUACCCAAACCUCCUGUUAGGAGUUUUUUAUGGUUGAGAAAUGCACCAAAAUUUGUACUGAUGCCAGUUUAUGACAUACAAAAACAAACAAAACCAUCAGGGACAAAAUCGAUGGUUAAAUAUUGUGAGUUUUAAUGCCUGAAAUUGCAGCGAGGGGGUAGGUGUCAGUGAAACAGGUGAAGAAACAGUCCUGUUUUGACAUUAUCCUCCUACGAUGUUCACAAUAAAUGAUGCAUGUCAAUUCUGAGUUUUACCUGACUUAAAUGCAGAUAUCAAACUUUUCAUUUUUUCAGCUUUAAUAGGUGAAAUAAAGUUUGUUUUCACAGCCUCUUCCCUUUUGUAGAUGUUCCUUUAAAGCUGCAGGGUGAUCAUCUUCUGUGGGUAACACUUGGUGAAAUUUGUUUAUCUGCUGGGACUAAUGUACUUAUUUACUCAUAAGCUGCAGCGCCUAUUAUGUAAUAAUCAUUUCCUCUCUCCUUGCAGGGAACAGAUGACUGUCAGCUAAGAAACAGACAACCAUAACUUUCAUUUAUUACCGGCCUAAAGAAGAACAAGCAAAAACAUCUCAGCAGGAUCACCUUGAGGGUUUGAAAAUGUCAGACUCUGACUCAAAGACACUGGAGUUCUUCAGCAGCAUCCUGAACAGCUGCCCUUCAUGUAACAGCUCCUACUUUAUUUUACACAACACCAGCCUGGAUGGUGGGCUGGAGAUCCUGGAUGAUGGGUCCCCCUGGUUAAGAAUCACCAUCUCUGUGGUGUACUUUAUUGUUGCCACAGCAGGAGUGUUGGGCAACUUGCUGGUGAUGUUCCUCAUGUAUUCCACUCACACUAUCAACACAGGAACCAUCAAUUUCUUCGUGUUCAACCUGGCUUUGGCUCACUUAUUAUUCUCCCUUGCUUUGCCGUUUUGGGCAGUGGACAUUGCACUCGACUACAGCUGGCCUUUUAACUUGGCCACAUGCAAAGCCGUGUCCCUCCUCACUGGACUCAACGUCUUUGCAAGCUGCUUUUUCCUCACAGCUAUGAGUGUGACCCGUUACUGCUCUGUGGCCACAGCUCUCAAACCGAGGGCCUCCCUGUGCAGCAGAUCCUGCACCUCCCCGGUGGCGACAGCGUUUAUCUGGGCUGGGGCUCUCAUAGCAGCCAUACCAAGAGCUGUUUUUGCAGAUCUGAAAAAUGUGGGGAGUGGAAAUGACACAGCAUGCCUGCUUCGCUUCCCAGAUGGCACAGCCUGGCUUGGGAUAAACCAGCUCCUGAGAGUGUUGCUGGGAUUUCUGCUCCCCUACACGACCAUCAUCCUCUCCUAUCUGCUUCUCCUACGCUUUCUCUGCAGGCAUAAACUGAAAGGCAGCAACUCUCGGAGAAAAGCUGAUAUUUCAAAGUCUGUUGCUGUGGUGGUGUUGUCUUUCUGUGCCUGCUGGUUCCCCUACAACAUCCUGACACUGUGGGGCGUCAUGAUCCAGCUCGAUAUAGUUGAUAUCAGUCCCUCCUUUUACUUGGCUCAGACCUACUUCUUCCCUCUUGCAAACUGCCUGGCGUUCACCAGCAGCUGUUUCAACCCUGUCAUCUACUGCCUGGUGAGGAAAGAGUACCGUCUGGCUCUCCGUAAUGUGCUCUACAAACUCAGUAUGGCUGUCAUGUCCAAGAUGCCGUACGGUAUCAACUCAGAGGAGAGGUCAGGGCAGAGGCAGCUGGCCAUCCAACUCAACAGUGUUCACCGCCAUACUGACGGGAAGAGAUACACACCUCUGUCUGCCCUACCGACAGAUGUGUCGAUGCUGUAA